CUCGGUGACGUUCGGUGCUUGUGACGUCAGCAGUCACGUGGUCCCAGGCGCUGCGUGUGGAAACGGUGGGAUUGUGUGUAGAGUCUCGAGCGCCGAGGCUGCGGUGUUGAAUGUCCCAGUGAAAUUACAGCUCGUGCUUACCUGAGGAGGUGAAGUCCUGCUGCAGAGCCUGAGAAAGGAAUGAUGUUCUGCUACAAGUCGCCUCCUGCUUCUUGUGUCCAGUUCCAUACGCCUCUUGACCUGACCUCCACAAGCACUUCAAGAGAUGGCACUGCUUCAGAAAGGCUUCAGAAGUCUGGAGAAACCAAAUCUGAGAGUCUGUCCCCAAAAGGAAUGAUGUUCUGCUACAAGUCGCCUCCUGCUUCUUGUGUCCAGUUCCAUACGCCUCUUGACCUGACCUCCACAAGCACUUCAAGAGAUGGCACUGCUUCAGAAAGGCUUCAGAAGUCUGGAGAAACCAAAUCUGAGAGUCUGUCCCCAGAAGGAAAGAUGUUCUGCUACAAGUCAUCUCCGGCUCCUUUUAUCCAGUUUCAUACGCCUCUUGACCUGACCUCCACAAGCACUUCAAGAGCUGGUACUGCUUUGGAAAGGCUUCAGAUCUCUGGAGAAACCAAAUCUGAGAGUCCGUCCCCAGUAAGUUGCAGUAGUCAGUCUGGAACUUUCAUCACUAAGCCCUCACCAAAACUAAUAUGGAAAAAAAUCCACCAUUGCUUAGACUGUGGGAAGAGUUUUGCUAGACUGGGAGACCUCCAAAAACACCAGAGGAUUCACACCGGAGAGAAACCGUAUCAGUGCUCAGAGUGUGGGAAGAGUUUUACUCAAGAGAGUAAUCUCCAACAACACCAGCGGGUUCACACCGGAGAAAAACCCUAUCACUGUACAUGGUGUGGAAAGAGCUUCACUCAUCAGCAGAACUUCCAGACGCAUCAGAGGAUUCACACGGGAGAAAAACCAUAUCAGUGCUCCGAGUGUGGGAAGAGCUUCACUCGCAAGAAUGCUGUACAGCGCCACCAGCGCGUUCACACGGGAGAGAAACCCUUCCACUGUGUGCAGUGUGGAAUGAGGUUUAGUGAGAGCGGUACUCUGAAAGAACACCAGCGACUUCACACGGGAGAGAACCUGUUUCACUGCUCAGAGUGUGGGAAGACUUUCCAUCAGAAGAAAACUCUACAAGGACAUCAGCGCACUCACACCGGAGAGAAACCAUACUUCUGUACGGAGUGUGGGAAGAGCUUCAGUCGGAUGAACACUCUACAGCAACACCACCGCAUUCACACGGGAGAACGGCCGUUCCAGUGUUCAGAGUGUGGACAGACUUUUGCUCAACAAAGUACUCUCCACCGACACCAGCACAUUCACACCGGAGAGAAACCCUAUCACUGCUCACUGUGUGGGAAGAGUUUCAAUCGCAAAAACACUCUACAGCUACACCAGCGCCUUCACACGGGAGAGAAGUCCAGCGCUGAGGAGAUUUACUGAGGAACUUCUAAGUAAACGCUGACAACUCCUAGCUUGUUCAAACGCAAUAUAUUUCUAGCAUGGUUUACAGUUUAUUCUGGUCUCGAAGAUGUGAAUGUAAAUAUCACGCAAAGCACACAGAAUACUGCCGUGUUGCAGAGUGUUGCAUUUCCUGUUUAGCACCACCUAGCUAAGCUGGACUUCUGCACUUUCUGCUCACUUUGCACACAGUCUAGACCUCCAACAGUGGAUCCUGUGAGCAUCCAGUAGCUAAAUCCCCAGAUAUACGAUCAAAUCUGCUGAUGAAACAGAUGUUUGACUGCACAGAGAAGUCACAACCAGGGGUGUCAGGAGCGUUCGAGGCUAAAAUAAAGAUCAGAUGAAGAGUAUGCGGACUGACACACACACACACACACACACACACACACACACACACACACACACACACACACACACACUCAGUGCACUGCUGAAAUGGAAAUUAAUCAGUGUUAAUAUACUGUAAUAACUCCACCAAUGCUCAAGAAAUGCCUUUAUAAGAGCAUGAAAAUGUUUCCAAUUUUAUUUGUUUAGCACUUUUACCCACGGACAUUGCAUCACAAAGCAGCUUUACAGAAAUAUACACAUUCAGGAUAGAAAAUUUUAAUGUAUAAAUUUAUCCCUAUAAGUCCUUCCUAGUUGAAAAAUACAACAAUGAUAAUAAAAGGAAACGUGUAGAAAGGGUUUUCUUAGGGUUUUGGUACUUCUCCAUGGUUUAUGGUUAGGUCAACAGGUGUGUAUGCUGUAGAGAUUAUCAUCUGUCUCUGUAUUCCUCCGGCUCGUUGUUUUUUAAUUGGCUGGUCACUGAUUUUCAUGCAGUAUUCUUAAUUAAAGAGAUUUGCGUAAGCAGUAACCAGAGUAGAAUUUUAUGUGGUUCAGUUUGGAUGUUUGGAUGUUCAAUUCGUCAGCUUAUGACCUGGAGCUCAGACAAAUGCUGCAUUUCAGGAAAACAACAUCCUGUGAACUGUUAAGCAUGGAGAUGGAUCUGUUAUCUUCGGGGGUUGUAUGGCAGCCAGUGACACAGCAAACAUCGCACAUGUAUCGAGACUGGAUUCCAGUAAAUAUCAGCAAACUCUGGAAGCAAAUGCGACUCAGUCGGUCAGAAACAUUCCCACACUGAACUACUUCAAGAAGUGCAAGCUGAAGCUUCUGGACUGGCCCUCACGGUAUCCUGAGUGGAACAUCAUUGAAAAUGUGUGUGUAGAUAUUAAAGAUGCUGUGCAUGCAAGACGGCCCGAGAAUAUCCCAAAACUAGAAGGAAGAGUGGGAAGAAAUUCAUUAAAGAAGAAUAGAAAGACACUUAGCUGCCUACAAAAAAACAUGUACACAUCUGCUGAUGAGGUGUAAUAAAUACUGACGUAGUAAAAUUAAAUGUUUUCCCAGAAUUUUAAUUUCAUAAUAUAUAAAGUAGCUGUGUAAUAAUAUCUGCAGAAAUGUUUUUGUUGUUGUUGUUUAAUCAUUUGUUACAGAGGAUAUUUCUUUUCUUUUUCCUAAAGAUCAACAAAAUAUUAGGCAUGGGUGCACAAACUUAUAUUUAUACACAUACAACAUACACAUACACAUUAUAACACAUGCACAUACACAUGAUAACUUAUACACAUACAAAUAUUUUUAACAGUUCUGGGGUUAUUUAGUUAUUUUUAUGUUAUUAGGUAUAAAAUAAUUGUGUCCUGUCUGUAUUUUACUGUCGAGUUCAAUGUUGAUUUAAUAAAUAAAGUUUUGCUGUACUUUGAAUUUAUUAAAGUUACA
This is a messenger RNA of Ictalurus punctatus (channel catfish), 3246 nucleotides long. Its product is annotated as zinc finger protein 501. Lineage: Eukaryota; Metazoa; Chordata; Actinopteri; Siluriformes; Ictaluridae. Gene Ontology annotation, molecular function: DNA-binding transcription repressor activity, RNA polymerase II-specific. The record is from RefSeq and is a predicted model, not a curated record. The transcript is spliced from 4 exons. The coding region runs from base 181 to 1479 and encodes 432 amino acids. Gene Ontology annotation, biological process: negative regulation of transcription by RNA polymerase II.